This is a messenger RNA of Ornithorhynchus anatinus (platypus), 2212 nucleotides long. RefSeq names its product C-C chemokine receptor type 5-like. Gene Ontology annotation, cellular component: membrane; cytoplasm. The coding region runs from base 111 to 1157 and encodes 348 amino acids. Lineage: Eukaryota; Metazoa; Chordata; Mammalia; Monotremata; Ornithorhynchidae. Gene Ontology annotation, biological process: inflammatory response; G protein-coupled receptor signaling pathway; immune response. The record is from RefSeq and is a predicted model, not a curated record. Gene Ontology annotation, molecular function: C-C chemokine receptor activity. The transcript is spliced from 2 exons.
CCUCCGAGGAGGAAACAAGUAUUUCCUAUUUUUAAACUUUGCACAGCUCACUUGAUCAGAAGACAAGACAUCGGUACAUCCCACAGGAAGCGUCGUUGAAGAGCUGCAGGAUGGAAACAACAACGAGCUUCGUGUAUGACAAUGAUGGAGACCCCUGCACAAAAAAUGAAGUGAAAUUCACUGGAGCACAACUGCUGCCACCCCUCUACUCGUUGGUGUUCAUCUCUGGCGUUGUGGGAAAUGGUCUGGUUGUUCUCAUCUUGAAAAAAUACAAGAAACUGAAAACCAUGACCGACAUCUACCUCCUCAACCUGGCUAUUUCUGAUUUACUGUUUCUCUUCACCCUCCCGUUUUGGGCUUACUAUGCGGCAGACCAGUGGCUCUUAGGGGAUGCCGCAUGUAAGAUCUUUUCCGGACUUUACUAUUUAGGCUUUUUCAGUGGCAUCUUUUUCAUCAUCCUGUUGACCGUGGACCGGUACCUGGCGAUCGUCCAUGCCGUGUUUGCUUUAAAAGCCAGGACCGUCUCCUGCGGCGUGGUGACCAGUGUCUGCACCUGGGCUGUGGCCCUGUUAGCCUCCGUUCCCGGGUUCCUCUUCAACAGAUCCCAGAAGGCGGAGGACCGUUACGUCUGCAGCACUUACUUUCCGAUGGGCCAGGAUUUGGCUUGGAAGACUUUCCAGACUUUACAGAUGAACAUCUUGGGACUCGCCGUGCCGUUGCUGGUCAUGAUCGUGUGCUACACGGGAAUCAUUAAAACGUUGCUGAGGUGCCGGAACGAGAAGAAGAAGCACAAGGCGGUCAGGCUCAUUUUUCUGAUCAUGAUCAUUUACUUUCUUUUUUGGGCCCCUUACAACCUCGUCCUUCUCCUCAACACUUUCCAAAGCUCCUUCGGCCUGAACAACUGCGACAGCUCCAACAGACUCGACCAAGCGAUGCAAGUGACGGAGACACUGGGAAUGACCCACUGCUGCAUCAAUCCUGUGAUUUAUGCCUUUGUGGGCGAAAAGUUUAGGAGAUACGUUUCUCUGUUUUUCCAAAAGCAUAUUGCCAAGCACUUCUGCAAAAGCUGUCCCAUGUUCCAUAGUGAGACAGCCGAUCGGACAAAUUCUACCUGUACCCGAUCCAGUGGAGAACAGGAAUUCUCCGCAGGCUUGUAAUGUGGAACCAGUACUUCCUCCCCCAAAUCCUUCUAAUGAAUCCAAAUCUCUGGACCAGCCUUAUUUUAAAAAAGAAGUCCUCCGUCACGGUGAUUGAAAAAUCAAAUUCCUCUAAAACUCUAACGAAAAUGCCAGGGCAGUAGCCACCUGACCAGCAAACACCAAUAAGACUGGUGGUACUAGCAGGCAUGAAAACUUUGGAUGGGGUGUCCAUUUGAAAAAGAACAAGCUGGAAGUUCAAAUCACUGUCAUUAACUCUGAGUUCUGCUUUCUUAUUUUUCCAGCCUGCCUCGUUAAUGUAGCCUAAUGGAAAGAGCAGGAGCGUGGGUGUUAGGAGACCUGGUUUGCUUGCUAUGUGACCUUGGGCAAGUCACUGUUCAGUCCCUCAGUCUUCCUUAUCUGUAAAGGAUACGUGUUCUCCCACCUCUUAGACUGUGACCACCAUGUCUUAUCUGAUUAUCCUAUAUUUACCCCAACACUUAGCACAGUGCAUGACACACAGUAAGUUUUAAGAAGUGUCACAAUUUUAUUUUUAUGACUUUAAAAACUGAAUUCGUUAUACUAUUGCAUUGUGGGUACCACUGUCUUUUAAAUGAUCAUUCAAGAGGCAAAUAUAUAAAUAAAAUAAAAACAUUUGACAGAAAAAGACACAUCAUUUUCCCAUUAUUCAACAGGAAUAACUGUAUGUACUGGGGUAGUUAUGCAAUCUUUUCUCAUUGUUUUUGCCCCUGAAAAAUAGUGUUCAUAAAAAAACUCUCAAAGCUGAAUUCAAAAAUCAACCUUAUUUUACAGUGUAUGUAUAUUACUUAUAGUCUAUGAGAGCAUUUCUAUGACAUGACUAAUUAAGAAUUUAAAAUACCAAACUAAUGAAUAAAUGAAUAAGGCCUGAGGACUUGAAACAGGUUUCACUGGAGAAAUGAUCAUCUAGGUAUGGAUCAAUCAUUCUAUUAAUUUGAUAUGCACCCACCCUCAGCCCCAUAGCAAUUAUGUACAUAGCCAUAAUAAAUUAAUUUAUUUAUAAUAAUGUCUGUCUCCCCCUCUAGACUCUAAACUCC